Messenger RNA from Cyprinodon tularosa, 1945 nucleotides. RefSeq names its product sarcoglycan, epsilon (gene sgce). Gene Ontology annotation, cellular component: membrane; sarcoglycan complex. Lineage: Eukaryota; Metazoa; Chordata; Actinopteri; Cyprinodontiformes; Cyprinodontidae. The transcript has 12 exons. The record is from RefSeq and is a predicted model, not a curated record. Bases 148 to 1479 code for a protein of 443 amino acids.
AUCAGAAGCAACGCUGAUUCCAGCGGAGAAAGGAGGCGGAGGGAAGAAUGCUGCGGGAUGCUCAUUGUUAUGGCUGUCAAACCCCCACUGAAGACGGGAUAAAGAACCAGCUGGUUUCAUGCGAGGUUGAAGCGGAGGAUUAACGCCAUGUCCGCCGCAGCUGUCGCGGUGUUGCUCGGAGCGGUCAUCACCAUCCUGUCAAGAUGCCACGCAGAACGUAACGUCUACCCAUCUGCUGGAGUUCUGUUUGUCCAUGUUCUGGAGAGAGAGCACUUCAAAGGAGAGUUUCCUCCUUACCCCAAAUCAGCAGGCGUCUCCCCAGGUGAUGCCAGCAAUGAUCCAAUCACCUUUAACACCAACCUGAAAGGCUACCCCGACAGACCAGGCUGGCUGCGCUACAUCCAGAGGACUCCUCUCGGCGACGGCGUCCUCUAUGGUUCUCCUACCGCAGAGCAUGUUGGAAAGCCCACUGUGAUAGAGAUUACUGCCUAUAACAGACGCACGUUUGAGACGGCACGGCACAACCUGGUCAUUAACAUCAUGGCAACAGAAGAGUUCCCGCUGCCUUACCAGGCUGAAUUUUACAUCAAAAACAUGAACGUGGAGGAGAUGCUGGCCAGUGAGGUGCUGGGAGACUUUCUGGGUGCAGUGAAGAAUGUGUGGCAGCCUGAGCGACUCAAUGCUAUCAACAUUACCUCUGCGUUGGACCGCGGCGGCCGCGUGCCUCUGCCUAUCAACAACCUAAAGGAAGGUGUAUAUGUGAUGGUUGGUGCGGACGUUCCCUUCUCAUCGUGCCUGCGGGAGGUGGAGAACCCACAUAACCAGCUGCGCUGCAGUCAGGAGAUGGAGCCUGUCAUCAGCUGUGACAAGAAAUUCAGAGCUCAGUUUCACAUCGACUGGUGUAAGAUCUCCCUGGUUGAUAUCAACAAAGUGGUCCCUGUGUAUAUCACCCGCCCCGAUCCGGGCACAGGAAUACUCCCCGAGUUCGGGGAGUACAACCCUCCGUCAGAGUCUCUGAAGAGCCGCGACUAUUUCUCCGACUUCCUGGUAACGCUGGCUGUUCCUGCCGCUGUGGCAGUCGUCCUCUUCUUCAUCCUCGGCUACACCAUGUGCUGCAGACGGGAAGGGGUGGAAAAAAGAAACAUGCAAACACCAGCCAUCCAGCUGGUUCAUCACAGCGCCAUUCAGAAGUCCACCAAGGAGCUACGGAGCAUGUCAAAGAACCGCGAGAUCUCCUGGCCUCUCUCCACCCUGCCUGUCUUCAACCCAGUCAGCGGAGAGGUGGUGCCGCCCAUACACCCUGACAGCUACGAGACCACCAGCAUGCCACUCAUGCAGACACAGACGAAUUUGCAGAAUCAGAUCACGAUACCACAGCAAAGGCCGUCAGGAGAUAAUUAUGUCAUGUCGACGUUUCGAAGACUGGAGGUAAAUGGUAUCCCUGAAGAAAGGAAGGUGGCUGAAGCACUUAACCUAUGACCAGAAGCAGCAGCGUAGGAACCGCCUUCCUCCUCUCUGUCAUGUUUUCUAAUAUUUGUGCCAAAAAUUAGGUAGCAUAUGAACAAAGGAUGCGACUGCCAUAUAAUGUAUGAAUCCUCCAACGAUGUCAGUUAUGGUAAUCCCACGUUGUUUCCCAGACACUUUUCAAUGCUUUCUAGUAACAUUCAGUGUUUUUCUGGCAUGUAAACAUGGGAUCGAUUCAAGUUGCAAUAUUCUAGAUAUAUAUUUGCAUUCCUGGUGCCAAUCUGCAUGUCAUAUGAAAGAUUUUAAUAAUAUAUGACCUUUAAACUUACCUUUGUAAGAAUAUGGUCCAUGAUUAAAAGAGUUGGGUUUAUGUUAAACAUGUCGCCAUCUUUGUUUGCACAAUGUAACUCAAGAGUAAAAACCUGUAAUGUUCCAAUUUGAUGUAAUAUAUGUUGGUAAUAAAAUCUUUACCAAUUGUCAA